CUCCGCCUCUCACCGAGGUUCCCGCCCCGAGGAAUCGUUCCGCAGCCGCCGCAUCGCGACUCACGCCGCUGUCUUUCCCUGCAGCUGCGGGAGUACAAGGUGGUCGGGCGUUGUCUGCCCACGCCGAAAUGCAGGACUCCUCCGCUCUACCGGAUGCGGAUCUUUGCUCCCAACCACGUUGUCGCCAAGUCCCGGUUCUGGUAUUUCGUGUCUCAGCUGAAGAAGAUGAAAAAGUCUUCCGGAGAGAUUGUGUACUGUGGCCAGGUGUAUGAGAAGACCCCUCUGCGGGUAAAAAAUUUUGGUAUUUGGCUGCGCUACGAUUCUCGUAGUGGAACUCACAACAUGUACAGAGAGUACAGGGAUUUGACCACUGCUGGUGCUGUCACUCAGUGCUACCGUGAUAUGGGAGCCCGUCAUCGUGCCCGUGCUCACUCCAUUCAGAUAAUGAAAGUGGAGCAGAUUCCUGCUAGCAAGUGCCGUAGGCCAGCAGUCAAGCAGUUCCAUGAUUCUAAAAUCAAGUUCCCUCUGCCACACAGAGUUCUGCGUCGUCAGCACAAACCACGUUUCACCACCAAGAGACCAAAUACUUUCUUCUAAGUAGAAAAAUGUGCUGUCUACUCAGUGUAAUAAAGGUCUAUUUGAACCUUUCA
Meleagris gallopavo (turkey) is the source of this 650-nucleotide messenger RNA. NCBI's taxonomy places the organism in Eukaryota, Metazoa, Chordata, Aves, Galliformes, Phasianidae. The record is from RefSeq and is a predicted model, not a curated record.